Lotus japonicus is the source of this 2230-nucleotide messenger RNA. Its product is annotated as protein DETOXIFICATION 56. Gene Ontology annotation, cellular component: membrane. Gene Ontology annotation, biological process: xenobiotic detoxification by transmembrane export across the plasma membrane. Lineage: Eukaryota; Viridiplantae; Streptophyta; Magnoliopsida; Fabales; Fabaceae. The record is from RefSeq and is a predicted model, not a curated record. The coding region runs from base 282 to 1814 and encodes 510 amino acids. Gene Ontology annotation, molecular function: antiporter activity; xenobiotic transmembrane transporter activity. The transcript has a single exon.
CUUGCAAUAACCGAAGUGCGUUCUAUAGUCUCUCACUAGUCUAUGCCAUGCCUCAUCACGCACUAUAAAUGUUAAACCAACAACCGCUUCUUCUAUUGGCAGCCAAAAAGCCUGGUUCUCUUCCUCCUUUCAAUUAAAAAAACUACUACAAUUCCCUCACGAAACUCCUGCAUCCAACCUCAGCCACGAAGGGAAAGCAAACAAGAAUACUUAAGUGAAGUGAAUUCAAUCCCACCAAUCAAUGUGACCAACCAAGACAUUACCAGUUCAGCAAAAAAAAAAUGCCACCAACAUCUAAACUAGAAGAGAACCUUAGCUCAAACCAGAAAAUUAGCCAACAACCAUCUUCACCUUCUCUGCCUCUGCAAACUCAAACAUGUCCUGCAAAUUUACUGAACAUGGUGAUAUUAGAGCUGAGAGUUCAACGAGGACUAGCCCUUCCAAUGGUGGCCAUGAACCUGGCUUGGUUUGCCAAGACCGCCAUCACAACAGCCUUUUUGGGUCGAUUGGGGGAGCUCAGCUUAGCCGGCGGUGCGCUCGGCUUCACUUUUGCUAAUGUCACCGGCUUCUCUGUCUUAAAUGGUCUCUGCGGCGCCAUGGAACCCAUCUGCGGACAGGCUCAUGGUGCUAAAAACACCACCCUCCUUCACAAGACCCUUCUCAUGACAAUCAUGUUGUUGCUAUUGCUAACACUUCCCAUUACUUUCCUGUGGCUCAAUGUUGAUAAAAUCUUGAUUCAUUUUGGCCAGCAAGAAGAAAUUGCAACUGUGGCAAAAACCUUUGUUUUCUCUCUCAUACCUGACUUGUUUGUCACCUCACUCUUCUGUCCCUUAAAAGCAUACCUCAGCUCUCAAAGCAUAACUCUUCCCACCAUGUUCAGUUCAGCUGUGGCACUAGUUUUCCACAUACCUGUUAACAUUCUGCUCUCCAAAACCAUGGGUCUGAGGGGAAUUUCCAUGGCAGUGUGGAUAACUGAUCUUAUUGUCAUGGUUUUGCUGGCCAUUUAUGUUGUGAUUCUUGAGCAUAGAAAGGGUAGCAUGUGGAAGGAAGGAGGGUGGUGGGAACAGAGCAUUGCAGAUUGGACUAGGCUGCUCAAGCUUUCUGGACCAUGCUGCCUCAACACAUGCCUGGAGUGGUGGUGCUAUGAGAUUCUUGUCCUGCUCACUGGCCACUUGGCAAACGCAAAGCAAGCAGUGGGGGUUUUGGCCAUUGUGCUCAACUUCGAUUAUUUGCUUUUCUCAGUGAUGCUGUCGCUAGCCACUUGUGUUUCCACCCGGGUCUCAAAUGAGCUGGGCGCGAACCAAGCUGGACGCGCUUACCGAUCAGCGUGUGUGUCUCUUGCAUUGGGGCUUAUCUUAGGUUGCAUUGGCAGCUUGGUGAUGGUGGCUGCCAGGGGAAUUUGGGGGCCUCUGUUUAGCCAUGACAGAGGGAUUAUCAAUGGAGUGAAGAAGACAAUGUUGUUGAUGGCUCUGGUGGAAGUGUUCAAUUUUCCAUUGGCAGUCUGUGGAGGCAUAGUUCGUGGGACCGCUCGGCCUUGGUUGGGAAUGUAUGCUAAUCUAGGUGGAUUUUACUUCCUGGCACUGCCUCUGGGCGUGGUUUUUGCCUUCAAACUCAAUCUCGGGCUUUUUGGACUCUUCAUUGGACUCAUUACUGGUAUUGUCACCUGUUUGUCUCUAUUAGUGAUAUUCAUUGCGAGAAUAAACUGGGAGGAAGAAGCUUCCAAGGCACAAGCACUAGCCAGCAACGAGCAUGUGAAGGAAGUUCCCAAAUAUGAACUAGAACAACAAAUGGAGGCCCGUGAACAUGAAGUAUAAAAAGUGUGGUGAAAAUGUAUUUUUACCUACCCAAAUUCAUGCAUAUUGAUAAACAGUAAGAACUUAAGACCAGGACGAGUACAACACGGCACAACUAUGUACAACAAUUCAAGACGUGAGGUCAUACUCACAAUGAACGUGCCCGUGCUCAGGGAAAAUUCCUAAAUAUCACUAAAAAGCAACCUAGUGGUUCUCUGUCAUUUUAGAUCACUAGCUUGAUGCUUUUGUUAGUUUGCUUGUUUCUUUUCUUUUUCUUUUUUGGUUAGGGGGCAGUGGGCAGGGGGCAUUGCACAUUUUGGAAAUCAGAUGUGUGUAGUUGAAACAACAGGCUGAACAGGACAGCCUGUUGAUCUAUCAAUUGUACAAACAAUUGCUCGAAUAAAUAAUAUGCACUCAAAGCAAAACUCUUGCUCAUA